GGAUACAUACCACCAGAAUUUCUACUACCUAGUCCUGGAUAGGGAGCUUGGCCGAAAUCGGGUGGUGCAAGACGAAGUUAGCUCUUGUGGGCGCACAGCGAGUGUGGUAGCUUCAACAUUGUAACUUUUCAUUCUGGUGUUAGCGUUGCCUACAAGUUGCCGCCAGAAACAAUGGGGAAGAAGAAGAGCUUCAUCGACAAGAAGAAAGCUGCCACCUUCAGCCUAGUCUUUCGUGACAGCUCCGAUGCGGCAGCCGGAGACGAUUCCGCUCCUGAGCGCAUCUUCGUCCGCUCCGAUGGGCGGGAUGAGGCGGCCCCGGGCUUUGAUGGCACCGAGUCCCAGUUCGAGGGGGGGAGCGAAUUCGCCUUGGAAGACGGGCUCAAAGACUUCCGGGGCUUUGGUCCUGCACACCCUUUGUGGGCUGGCCCUCGGGAGCCGUUACCAGAGCACGUGAGAAGAGAGGUCCUCGAGAUGGGCUUUCCGGACGACGGGUAUGAUUACACGAAGCAUCUGCGGGAGCUUCGUGGCGGGGGCGUCGGUGCGAUCGCGGUCGCUCCAGAGAGGAACCUGCGAGCGGACGUGCGUGCGUAUAAUGCAAAGACGGUGCGCGUGAAGCCCGCGGAAGAAGACGAGAUCCUGGCGGAGGCGGAGGCCGCCGGGGGUGCGAAAGAGAUUCAGAAAGUAGGCGCGAGUGUUCUGGACCCGGACAUUCUGAAGCUUCUGGAGGAGUCGGGGUCUGAGGACGGGGGGGACGAAGAGCUGGAGCUUGAGGAUGAUUUCGUGAUAGAGGCAAACAGGGGGGCGGAGGAAGAAAACGGCGCGGCUGAGGGAUUCAGAAUCGCGCCAAGGGGGGCUCUUGGCAAUGGUGGUGCGGUUCAAAAGUGGCUCGGGUCGAGCACGGGAGGGAAAGGUUUCGAGGUGGCAGAAAUCGAGGAGUAUGAGGAGUGGAGUGAGGAGGAGGAGGGAGAAGAAGAUGAUGCAGCGGCGAUGAAGGGGAGGGGUUUCGCGGCGUCCAGCAUUGCGUCGGACGUAAGGAACCGGGACCGUCCGGUGCGGCUGCUGGACGAGCAGUUUGAAAACUUAGCAGUGCGGGAGUACGAUCUGGACGACGACUCCGACGAAGAGGACGUGGACGCACGCGGCCAUGCGGACAUCUCCCAGUUCGACUCGGUGCUCGACAGCUUCCUGGAAGACCACGAUGUGCAUCCCGACGAGUACCACACGCUUGCGGAAGUCGAAAAGGGGGGCAAGCAGCGAACGGAGACCGCGCCGACCGAAGAAACCGGUGGGCUGUCCAGAAAAAGCAAUGUGCUGUCUGGGGAUGUCAAGAACGGGGCAGUUGGACUCGAGAAGGAGACGAUGUCGAGCGACCGGAGGGCAGACGGCUCUCCGUCAGCGGAGGCCGGUUUGCUUGAGGCCGCUAGCACGAGCGGAAGGGAAGCGGAGGUUGUCGAAGCCAGGACUAAUAAAACCUCUGGAAAGGGCAGGGGUUUGGACGAGGUUUCGGACGGGGGUGCGGACGAAGAAGCGGACGUCCUGGGGGAGCUGCGCGAAGAGAAAGAGGUGAUCUGGGUCGAGGAAGAAGACGAGCGGGAGCACUGGGACUGUGAUACCAUCGUGUCGACAUACUCGAACCUCGACAACCACCCCGCACGCAUCGGGGCCCCCCCGAACAAGUUCAAAAGUCUGGGCUCGGAACGGGGUAGUCAGAGAGAGGAGAAUCUUCCCGGGCUGAUUAGGUUGGGCGGGAAGGAGGGCCUGCCGAUCGAGUAUCUGCCGCGCCGGGGGGGGCUGGAGGGGCUGCCGGAAAGGCCCUCCGGGAAGGAGAAUGAAGAAGAUGAGAAGAGGGGGCCGAGUCAGAAGGUGGCGGGGCCGAGAGCGGGAGAAGGGAAGGAGGAGAAGAAGGCGCGCAAGGCUGCCGUUAAGGAGCAGCGGCGUGAGUCGCGGGUGGUGAAGCGAGACAUGAAGGCUCUGUACAAAGCGGAGGCGCAAAAGGCAAUCAACAAGGCGGCGGCAGCCGCGGGAGCGCCGCAAGGAAUCCGCUUAGCCUAGAUAUCAAAAGGACGAUCAUGCAUCAGCUUAAGACGGUCCAGAGGCCACCCUCUGGCCCUGACCUGCGGUCUAGUAUCGAAAUGUAGAUUCACCGGAUUCAAGCAUGGGAGCAUGUUCAAUGGCGAAAUGGCGCGUCGCGUCGCCCAUCAUGUGUGCAC
Molecule: messenger RNA, 2210 nt
Organism: Klebsormidium nitens
Lineage: Eukaryota; Viridiplantae; Streptophyta; Klebsormidiophyceae; Klebsormidiales; Klebsormidiaceae
Source: the annotation of a GenBank genome assembly